AACUCCAGACGAUUCAGCGACCGCUCUUGACGAUGCUAUAAAUAGAUCACCACCACUCAUCCCAAUCCGCAGCAAAUAUCGCAAUCAGACCAAGAACAGCACAGCGAAAUCUUCCAACCCACAGACUCACUUCCCAGUUCGCACUCAGCUAGCAUAGCAAAUCAGAAGCAGUAAUGUCGCUGGUGAGGCGCAGCAACGUGUUCGACCCCUUCUCCAUGGACCUCUGGGACCCGUUCGACAACAUGUUCCGCUCCAUCGUCCCGUCGGCCGCCUCCGGCGACUCCGAGACCGCGGCCUUCGCCAACGCCCGCAUCGACUGGAAGGAGACGCCCGAGGCGCACGUGUUCAAGGCCGACCUCCCCGGCGUGAAGAAGGAGGAGGUCAAGGUGGAGGUGGAGGACGGCAACGUGCUCGUCAUCAGCGGCCAGCGCAGCAGGGAGAAGGAGGACAAGAACGACAAGUGGCACCGCGUGGAGCGCAGCAGCGGCCAGUUCACGAGGCGCUUCCGCCUGCCGGAGAACGCCAAGACGGAGGAGGUGAAGGCCGGCCUCGAGAACGGCGUGCUCACGGUCACCGUGCCCAAGGCUGAGGUCAAGAAGCCCGAGGUGAAGAGCAUCCAGAUCUCCGGUUGAAGAGCCAUGGGGGCGGUGAGAGCUCGCGGCGUCGGAUCUCCGGUUUCAGUUUCAGCUACGCGACUUGUGUGUGUGUGUGUGUGUCAGUGCGUGGUUACUCUGAGCUUCGGUAUGUUUGGUGUGUACUGUUCAGUGUUUCAUGGUGCUUCCUAGCAGUGUCUGUCGUGUACUUUGCCUGUAUGUUGAGCUCGGCUCAGUAUGUUCUGGGAGUGAAUAAAUAAAAAAAAAUUAACCAGAUA
Sorghum bicolor (sorghum) is the source of this 871-nucleotide messenger RNA. RefSeq names its product 16.9 kDa class I heat shock protein 1. Bases 174 to 632 code for a protein of 152 amino acids. Gene Ontology annotation, biological process: protein folding; response to hydrogen peroxide; response to salt stress. The record is from RefSeq and is a predicted model, not a curated record. Lineage: Eukaryota; Viridiplantae; Streptophyta; Magnoliopsida; Poales; Poaceae. The transcript has a single exon.